AUGAAAACUGGUGUUAGCCUAAUUCCUCUGUCCGAGUCGUACCUGGACUGCGUCGGUUUUCGCCUCCAGCUGCACGUCUUCAAAGGGCCCUCCGUGCACGCGCCGCACACUCACGGGAGCGCGCACAGAACUGGAUGGAGGGGGGGGGGGGCGUGGCCGGGACUGAGUGAAGAUGUGGAGAUUACGAUGAACUUGUCCAGUGCUCUCCAUGCAGUGCACCUGAGCACGCGCGAUCUGGACUCAAGGAACGGGGCAGAGCUGAAACUAUGA
Molecule: messenger RNA, 270 nt
Organism: Knipowitschia caucasica
Lineage: Eukaryota; Metazoa; Chordata; Actinopteri; Gobiiformes; Gobiidae
Source: the annotation of a GenBank genome assembly